UAAUGUCGCGGUUCGAUCGUCUCGUCGUCCUUCUCGCUCUUCUCUCCGUGAUCGGGUUCGCUCAUGCGAUUUUCGACCCUAGGGAAAUAACGACAAAACCACCAAAACGACGGGAACCGGUACUUCCCUGGUAUUUGUCUAACCAAGACGAUAUCGAGUCAAAUAAGGAUCCAUCGCGUUCUCCAAAAUGGCGGACGGAUCCAGACGACCCAAGUCCUAGAAAACCGUUCGUAGUGAAUGCUGAGACGAAGACCUGGAGUCCUUGGAGAAAAACUUCCGAAAGUGAUAUCGAGCAAAGAACAGAGGUUACAGAUGAUCCUCGAGCAUCCACAAAUCUCGAUCAAAAUCGUGAUUAUUUCUUGGAAAAUGAUCAGUUCGAGCAACAAGAAAAUCGGAAAUUUCCUUCGAAACCAUCCAGUUCUCAUGAUUUAGAACAACACCAGGAUCGUAAUCGUGUUCAAAACAAAGGGAACGAACCAAAAGUAGACAGUGAUCAAGAUUUUUAUGAAGGAAUAUCCACCGACAACACGAAAUCACAUAAGGAAAAUUUUAUUGUCCCUGCAAAACCGAAAUCGACGGUCGCUCGACACGACCCCAGACUAGGUGCACAGUGUCCCGAAAUUGAUUCAACGGGACAGUUCGUCUAUCCACUAGACUGCAAAUUUUUCGUUAAUUGUUGGAAGGGAAGAGCUUUCGUCCAACCAUGCGCACCCGGAACUUUGUUCAGUCCGGAGACUUUGGAGUGCGAUUUUCCGCACAAAGUCAACUGUUAUGGCGGAGAGGUUGCCGAUUUUCCUUCGAGCGAUCUUUUGGAAUCGUCCGGAAAACGAGAGCCUUUAUUGUCGACCUCGCAAACUUUUCUGGAACACGAAAGGCUACAGGAACCACGAUGCCCGCCUUUCAUAACUGGCUUAUUACCGCACCCGUCAGAUUGCACAAAAUUUUUACAAUGCGUAAACGGCGGAACGUAUAUCAUGGAUUGCGGUCCUGGCACAGUAUUCAACCCCACCGUUAACGUUUGUGAUUGGCCCCGUAAUGUAAGGGGCUGUGAAGAUUCAUCGAAGUCCAAGGAGGAAACUACAACACCGUUAAUUCCGCCUGAUUACGAGACUUACAAUCAUAUGAAACUGGCGAAUAAUAACUAUGAACCAGUGAAAAAGGUUUCUUGUCCUCCAGAUCAUUCGGGAUUAUUACCUCAUCCUGAUACGUGUAAGAAGUUUCUUCAAUGUGCAAAUGGAGUUACUUUUAUCAUGGACUGUGGUCCUGGAACAGCGUUUAAUCCUUUAACAACCGUCUGCGAUUGGCCUCACAAGGUACCCGGUUGUAGCGAAGAGAAACCAACUACAACCAGACCAUGGACAUCAGGUGGUACUUCAGAUUCAAGAACUUGGGAACACGUUCGUCAAUAUAAUCGUACAUCACAGGAUCACUACAGGCCAGGAUUUUUACCACGUGGACAAACCAAACCAUCCGUGACGACAAGCCGUCCAGGAACUGACUGGGAUGUCUUACGUCCAACAUGGAGACCAAUAUGGACGCACAACACUGAGACAACCACAAAAUCACCAGGAGCAGGUUGGAAUUCGUCAAGACCGACGUGGAAACCAAACUGGAAACCCAAUGGAUGGACUACAACCAUGCCACCUUAUCCUCAAUGGCAAUAUGACCAUGGUGAUCGCUAUGUUCCUUCUCAUCCAGGAAGUCCAAAUGUUCUGCCUUCUCAACCAGGAAGUUCAGAUCAACCAAAUCGUUGGGAUCGUCCAGAGAAUUCGGGUUACACAACCGGACAGUGGCAUCCCAGGCCGGAAACAAGUGAUCAGAGUUCAAGUUAUGAUAACAAAUACCAUCAUCAUAAUCACUAUUCCCAUCAAUACUAUCCUCAUGCACCGACGUACGACAAAAACAAUGAAACCCAGCAACCAACUCCUCCGUAUGGUCAUCCUGAACCUGAAAGACCUAACCAGACCAUUCCAGAUGGCGGUUGGCAUCACAGUUCAGGACAUCAUCAUGGUCAUCAUCAUGGUCAUCAUCACGGUAGCCCUCAUUCCCCUCCUGAUUACCCAGAGUACGAUGAAUCUGGUCAGCAGACGCAACAAAGUCCCUUCGAUCAAACACAAGAUGCUUCGAAUCAACACGGUGAAUUCCAUGAAGGAAAUGUAUCUCCGAAUCGAAGGGUCGGGCAAGAGUUUGGACCUAACAGACAAGAACAUGGUAGACUUGGCCCAGGAUUUUCCCAACCAGGAUUUAAUCGGGAACCUGCACCGGAUGGAAAUGUUUACGUGCAAAGCACUUACGUGGUGCCUGAAGAUGGUAAUACAAGACCGUUAACGCGAAAUAGAACACGUUGGACUCAGCCUGUAGCGUCAGGGGGCAGAUUUAUUCCCAGUAUCUGGAGUCAACAAGGUUCUAGGCAAUCGCCGCCUCAACCACAGAAUAGGCAGUGGGAUCAAGGAGGACUCAAUGAGGACGUCAAAUUUCGUGAAUGGGGAUCUAGAACUAACCUAUAUCAAAGCACAACUGAUAAAGAAGCAGAUUCGAAGUUGAAUCAGUGGGUAUCGGCGACAAAUAUUUUUAAUCAUACAAAAGGAAAAUAUCUGCCAGGAGUUAAAGAUACUCCUCCUGAUUCAUCAAAUCCCCAUUAUCCGAACAAUGUAUUCGUAAAUGUAAAUAACACAAGGGGGCAUUUUAUUCCGAAAGAAAUUGAAGUUAACCAAGGACAUUCAAGGACGAAAAGUUAUGGACCAAAUGAUGUUCAAGAUCCGAAUCAAUUUAGUAGCAGCGAUCAGAAUAUAUACAUUGAUGCUCGAUCUACUGAUUUUGCAGUACCAUCUGUGGAACUUCAACCGCCACAUUAUUAUCCUUUUAAUGAUUCAUCUAGAGCAAACAAUGGAGCUACGCCUGCACAUGGUCAUCGUACUCCUAAGUAUUAUCGAAUUAAUUCGUCUUCAGCAAAUCGUGAGGAUUUAUCAGGAUCUGACACAAACCAUCAUCGUGUAGUCAUGCCGUCAGUAAAUCUUCAGCCGCCGUAUUACCCACCUCCGAGUCGGUCGUUGAUGCCUCCAAGUUCAAGGAACAUAUCAAGAGGCAAUAGUUACUAUCCACCAGUGCCAGCAACUGAUCUUCUGCCACCCUAUUACGAACCUUCUAAUGCAAGCUCGAAGUACCCAGCUAAGCCAGCAACUGAUCUUCAACCGCCAUAUUACGAACCUUCUAAUGCAAGCUCGAAUUAUCCACUUGAGCCAGCAACUGAUCUUCAACCGCCAUAUUACGAACCUUCUAAUGGAAGCUCGAAUUAUCCACUUGAACCAGCAACUGAUCUUCAACCGCCAUAUUACGAACCACCGAACGCUUCUCAGCACACAUCGAAUUUUAGUAAUUUUCUAUCACCAGAUCGUUUCUUGGCUCCCACGAAUCUUGAUAGAUCAAAUACCUCUAAUCCAAAUGUUCCAGCUGAAAGUCUGGAACCACCAUUUUACCAAGAAAAUAAUCGCUCCAACGAUUCGUUAAACAGCAUCAGCACUACCACACAAAGAGUUCUAGACAAGCAUCUGAUAAUUCCGAUGAAGAAAAAGAUUUCACGGAAGCUAGAGAAACCUCUAAUCAAAGUUACCACGACUACGCCGGAUCCAGACAUCCCUAACGUAGCGAUCGAAUACGAUGACAAUUCUUUGACAACAGAAAAUUCUAAUCUGGAUUACGAUGUCGACGUACUGGACGAUAAAGAAGUUUGGAAACCGGUGCUGGUAUUCGAGAACAAAACUCAAACGACCACGGAAUCGUCUGUUGUCAUGAAAAUGAAUAAGAAGAACGUCGACGUGGAUCUCUUCAAUAUUGAAGCUGCCCCCUUCGACGAAGAGGAACCACCAUUUCCAAAUUACUAUGUACCACCAGUAGAACCAUUAGAUCACUCGCGAAAAGUGUCCCUUCCGACGCCGAUUUCUGGUCAGGUGAUUCGACUUAGGGGUGGAUCCGGACCUCAUGACGGGUAUGUCGAAGUUCAAGGAACAAAUCCUGGCUGGGGAAUCGUUUGCGAUUCCAGAAAUGGCUGGACUCUGAAAGAGGCUGAUGUCGUGUGCAAACAACUCGGAUACGUAAGAGGCGCAGAGAUGGCCUGGCAGGGAAGGAACAAUCGUAACGGAGUGCCAACGUGGAUCGCCGCGAAUUCCGUGUCGUGUCAAGGCAACGACACUAGAUUUCAAUUGUGCAAAUUCACUCAUAAACCAGAAUGUCGCGUGGAAAGGGACGCGAUCGGUGUGAGAUGCAUUUCAAAUCGGGUGGCCCAUUGCCGGAAGGACGAAAUACCGUACGAAGGACAUUGUUAUCACUUGGCUGAUCCUGAUAGCGGCUUGAACCAUGCGGAAGCGUUGCAGUAUUGUUCGGAACGACAAUCACGACUCGUUGAUAUCGUUAACCAGGCGGAAAACGACUUUCUGUCUGAAUGGCUGCUGCAGUUGCAUCCGGAAGUUGGUUCCGUCAUGACUUCCGGUGUUGGUUUUACCACUCUGAAUCGCUCCUUUUGGCUUUGGGAGGAUUCCUCGCGUGCCAAAUUUAGAUUCAAUAAAUGGUGGCCAGGAUGGAUGGAAGACAAGAAACAUCCCCCUUUCGUGGGUUCACGUCCUCUUUGUGUCGUAAUGAAACGCAAGUUUCCGUGUCACGAAAGACCGGAUUCGACUUGCGUCGCUGAAUAUUUCUUCUGGGACACCGAAGACUGUGCAACCUCCAUGAAGGGUCACUCUUACAUUUGCAAAAGGCCUUACGAUGAUAUAGGUUGUAUUUAUGGAAAGGGAAGCCAAUACACAGGAAAUGCGAACGUAACGGCAUCCGGGAAACAAUGUCUUUCAUGGGGCAACGAGGAAGUAGCCCAUCCACUUGCAGUAAAUGUCGUCAAUCGAGAAGUUAGAGAAAAAUUGAAAACUCACAACUACUGCAGAAACCCGAAUCCAAAUAGAGAGACCAGGCCAUGGUGUUUCACUGGACCAGGAGGGGAACGUGAAUACUGUGACAUUCCACCUUGCGGGAAUAUUGUAACUCAAAGGUCACGUUUGACCGGUCAGUGCAAACCUAAGCAUUUCGAGUGUUUGCCAGGAGAAUGCAUUCCUUCGCCAUGGGUUUGCGAUGGUGAAGAGGACUGUACAAAUGGUGCGGAUGAAAGGGCUUGCACGUCGCAAAUGGAUCUUUUCGAAAAGCAUGCUAAGCAUAAAUUAGAAGGUCACGACGUCGAAAAGUGGUUGAACACUCCGUUAAAGACCUGCGCUCUCAGGUGCAAGGAGGCUGAUUUUACAUGUCGAUCGUUUGCACACAAGUCAGCCGGAAAUGUUUGUCUUCUAAGCGACAGCAACAUCGGAAUGACAGGAUCCUUGAAACCGAACCGAGAGUUCGAUUAUUAUGAAAUGAAGGAGAGAAGUAUAGAUUGCGACGAUAUGUUUGCUUGUGGAAACGGGAAGUGUAUAAAUCAGACCCAGGUAUGUAAUGGGAAGAACGAUUGCAACGAUCGUAGCGACGAGGAUAUCUGUACCGUCGAGAAUUUGGAUUAUAGCAUACGGCUCGCUGGUUCGAAUAACAGCUACGAAGGAAGAAUUGAAGUUAAAAUUUUGGGAGUUUGGGGCCAAGUUUGCGACGAUGGCUUUGGCAUGAUCGAUGCCGAUGUGAUUUGCAAAGAACUUGGCUUUGUCCUUGGCGCCUUGGAGAUCAGACCGGGAGGAUUCUAUGGCAAUCUGGAUCCACCCACGAGGUUCAUGGUUGAUCAACUGAGAUGCCGAGGAAAUGAGUCUUCCCUACGUCAAUGUGAUUUUGAUGGAUGGGGUGUUCACAAUUGCCAACCCGAAGAAGCGGUGGGCAUCGUUUGUAAAACAGCAGUCGAUACCUGUCAAGAUGGUCAUUGGAAAUGUGACAAGAGUCCCACGUGCAUUCCAACUGCGUUCAUAUGUGACGAGGUUGUCGACUGUCCGGAUCGUUCUGACGAGAGUCCAGAACAUUGCGAUGCACCCUUCGAGAUGCGUCUAGUGAAUGGAAGCUCUCCUCUUGAAGGAAGAGUCGAGGUUCGUCACCAUGGCAUAUGGGGCACUGUUUGUGACGACGAUUUCUCGAACGCAGCAGCAAAGGUGAUCUGUAGAUCAUUGGGAUACGGUGGAAAAGCUAUUGCCAAGAAGGACGGAUUUUUUGGGCCUGGAGAGGGACCUAUUUGGCUCGAUGAAGUAUACUGUCAUGGGAACGAGACACAACUGUACAGAUGCGAGCACAAUCACUGGGGUCUGCAUAAUUGCAACCACGACGAGGACGCAGGUGUGAUUUGUACACACGGAGAUGUUAACAAUUCCGAGUUUCCCUGGGGCUCACAGCCGGAUUUCCCGGAGACGGACAUCAACGACAUUCUUCCGGUUAAUUGCGGUAGGCGAUUCAAAGACUUCAACGAUGACGAGGAUCUUAUAUUCCAGAAGGUGGUGCGCGGUAGCAUUGCGCCAAAAGGCUCCUAUCCUUGGCAGGCCAGUAUUCGUGUCCGGGGACACAGUAGAUCCAGCCAUUGGUGUGGAGCCGUAAUUCUUUCGCCUCUUUAUGUGCUGACUGCUGCGCAUUGUUUGGAAGGAUACAACAAAGGGACGUAUUUUGUUCGCGCCGGUGAUUACAACACAGAGAUAGACGAAGGAACAGAAGUGGAAGCUAACAUCGAGGACUAUUACGUACACGAAGAAUUCCGUAAGGGGCAUCGAAUGAACAACGAUAUUGCCCUCGUGUUGUUAAAAGGACGAGGAAUUCCUCUCGGCAAGGAUAUCAUGCCAAUUUGUUUACCCCCUGAAAACGUGGAAUACCCGGCGGGUCUUAAUUGCACUAUCAGUGGAUUUGGAAGCAUCGAAACUGGAAAAUCAACUCAUUCUAAAGACCUAAGAUAUGGUUGGGUGCCACUGUUAGAUCAGUCUGUUUGUCGCGCCGGUUAUAUUUAUGGCGAAGGUGCAAUUAGCGAUGGCAUGGUCUGCGCUGGAUACCUUGAUGAGGGUGUAGAUACCUGUGACGGUGAUUCUGGUGGACCAUUGGCAUGUUAUCACAAUGGAGCUUUCACGUUAUACGGAAUUACCAGCUGGGGACAACAUUGCGGAAAAGCCAAUAAGCCCGGUGUUUACGUUCGCGUGUCUCAUUACCGUCGUUGGAUAGAACAGAAAAUUAAACAAUCUGUUGCAGGAAGAUAGGAUUAAUUUUUUA
Molecule: messenger RNA, 7194 nt
Organism: Dufourea novaeangliae
Lineage: Eukaryota; Metazoa; Arthropoda; Insecta; Hymenoptera; Halictidae
Exons: 28
Coding region: 3-7181 (2392 amino acids)
Biological process (GO): proteolysis
Cellular component (GO): membrane; extracellular region
Molecular function (GO): protein binding; serine-type endopeptidase activity; chitin binding
Source: RefSeq, a predicted model, not a curated record